CUGAUUACACCACGUUUACCGCUUGCUGCAUCACCUUGUUCAAUAAGCUACGGGAAAGGUGUUGUGUGUUGUGGUCUCCACUAUAGCGAUGGCAACCAACGACGACGCAUGUACAUCUUGUACACCGAAGCGUCGGAAGGUGUACCUGGAUGCCGACUCCCCUUUGUCAGUACCAGUGUCAACGUUACGUCGCAGGCUUGCCCGCGAGGAAAGGUACAUUUCCGCAAGUCGGUUGCGCAGUGACGAACACGAAGACAUUCCAAUCGUAUUGAGCGAAAGCGGUGAAGGCAUAUCGACAACGUCUUCCACACAUGCCGAGGAAGCCCCACUUAACGAAGAGGCCCGAAAUGAGGAUGAAACAGAGAGCGUUAGUUUCACCGAACACGACGACGAGGACGAUGUGGAGCCUGUGGGAGGAUUGCCCGAAGAUAUUUCCCAAGAAGAAAUUUUCACAACAUGCCUUGACGAGUUUGGCACAGAGAGGCUGCCACAUUCAACAACUACGAAAGCGGGAGCUGUUGCGAUGCUCAUGUCUAUCGUUGUAUCCAACGGCCUUACGUGGAAAGCGUUAGGCGAUCUCAUUGGAUUCGUUAACAUGCUGUUCGAACCGGAACCAAACGUCCUGCCACGAAGCAAAUAUCUAUUUCGGAAGCUGUGGUCGCGAAAAACCAAGGAACAUGCUAAGUUCUAUGAGCUGUGCGCGACGUGUGACUCCAUCUUGGGCGAAAACAACCAACCAGGCAAGAACUGUGAAGUUUGUGGAGAAGAAAGAAAAGCCAAUGGUGACAGCCCAUCGCUUGUGAUGUUUAGUAUGCAGAAACAGCUGAGAUAUGUUGUGGAAAAGAACGAGGACGAACUGCACACAAACAUCACCAGAAAUAUGACAUCCGGUUCAAACCCCGCCAUCAUAAGUGACAUGACGUCUUCCGCAGGAUACCUAGCUUUGAAGGACUCAGUUGGGCUAUGUCAUGGCGAUUUGACUUUGACAAUAAACACCGAUGGGUCGCCACUUUUUGAAUCGUCCAACACCUCCGUGUGGCCGAUUCAGUUUGUUCUAAAUGAGCUACCACCUCGCACUCGCUUCAAAAACUGUACUCUUGCUGGGCUCUGGAUCGCGAAAAGACAUCCAGAUAUGUCUGUCUUCCUGGCAAAGUUUGUAGAGGAAGUCAACCAAAUGGGUCCACUUCUUUGGGAGCAGGAUGGGCACCACUACACAUCACGGAUGGUCGUGGUUUGCUGCGCAGUUGACGCACCAGCACGGGCAGCUGUACUCAACAUGAAACAGCAUAAUGGAUACAGUUCCUGUACCUGGUGCCUCAUAACGUGUGAAUAUGUUGACAAUUGUGUGCGCUACAUAAGCAGUCACCCCGUGGAAGAUAGGACGUCUGCAUUGGUAGUUUGAGAUUCUCAGCUUGCUCUCGAAUUGGACACUGACAUCAAUGGUGUCAAAGGACCGACACCGUUAAUGAACUUGCAAGGAUUUGACCUCGUGCGCGGAUGCAGUGUUGAAUACAUGCAUUCAGUGUUACUCGGUGUGACACGACAGCUCAAUGACUACUACUUCGGCUCAUCGCACUCUUCGGAAUGCUAUUAUAUAGGUAUUACAAUUGCUUCGUUGAUUGUGUCUGUGUCUGCUGAAAACAACCGUCUUCCUCUCUU
Molecule: messenger RNA, 1659 nt
Organism: Ornithodoros turicata
Lineage: Eukaryota; Metazoa; Arthropoda; Arachnida; Ixodida; Argasidae
Exons: 3
Coding region: 89-1402 (437 amino acids)
Source: RefSeq, a predicted model, not a curated record